AUGGAUAAAAGUGUGUUAGCACAUACAUCUAAGAACUUAUAUCAUCUACAUAUCUGUAAACACGCGCACAAAAUCUUUCUUUCUCUUCUUCACAUUCCCUUUCCCUCUCUCUCUCUCUCUCUCUCUCUCUCUCUCUUUCUCUUACAGACACUCUCUCCCUCUUUUCCUUCUGUUAAUAAAUCAGUCAGCCGUGAUUGUUUCUAUCUAUCUCAUUUUCUUUGUGUGUGUGCGCGCGUGCGCGGACGCGUGUACCUGAGGGUGUUUGCUCGCGAUAUUUUUUAUUUGCACGCAAAUUUGCCACCACCUCUUCCACCAGUGUUUCUUUUUUUUAUCCACACCUUUUCCCUAAACUUUCUUAUCCUCCUUCUCCCACAUAUUCUCUCUCCCUUUCUCUCACCCGGUUCUUGCAACAUUCUUUUCACGCCAUACCUAUCCUACCCCAAGACUCUAAUCUUCUGGGCCGACUUCCUUAGGAGACAGACCCUGCUUCCUUCUCUUCCGUCACCUUGGUGGGCAUUUGCCUUUCUAUCCCAAACUUUCCCUGCCCAGUGGAUCGGAUAUAUGCCUAUCGUUGCAUUGUCCAGCCAAAUGACCAUACAUCAAUGCUGGAAGUGUGAUAUUCUUUCUACACCUUUCCCAAUUUUACCCCCCUCUCUCUCUCUCUCUCUCUCUUUCCGUCACUUUAUCUAUCUAUCUCUCUCUUCUUUAUAUCAUUUUAUUUCUUUCUUCUCUUUCGCUCGCGUGCACGCGCGUUUCAAAUAA
Acanthosepion pharaonis is the source of this 762-nucleotide messenger RNA. The record is from the annotation of a GenBank genome assembly. NCBI's taxonomy places the organism in Eukaryota, Metazoa, Mollusca, Cephalopoda, Sepiida, Sepiidae.